Messenger RNA from Triplophysa rosa, 2372 nucleotides. RefSeq names its product RELT like 1 (gene rell1). Gene Ontology annotation, cellular component: plasma membrane. The transcript is spliced from 8 exons. Gene Ontology annotation, biological process: positive regulation of p38MAPK cascade. NCBI's taxonomy places the organism in Eukaryota, Metazoa, Chordata, Actinopteri, Cypriniformes, Nemacheilidae. Bases 211 to 975 code for a protein of 254 amino acids. The record is from RefSeq and is a predicted model, not a curated record.
ACUGCUUUUCUGCGGGCAACUCCACAACACACAGUUUUAAAUGAUCACAGCUAUCAUUGUUUUAACUGAGCAUUAACGCUUCUUAUUUUACAAGCACGAGAAGGUCGGGGUGGACUGUGUACUGUAACGCUGCGAGUGUGCUCAGGACACACGAGUCUCUGGACACAACUCUGUUCGAGUUCAGCAUCGUACAUCCAGAUCGGCGGUGCGAUGGCAGAUCCAUCAGACUCCAACACCACGACAGGGACAAAUAGCAGUGAUGAGGCGAGCACACCGUACAUCGCCUUUCUUCUGGUGCCUUUCUUCUUUCUGCUGGGACUUCUGGGGGUCCUCAUCUGUCACGUACUGAAGAGAAAGGGCUACCGCUGUACAACUGAGACAGAGGAAGAUGAGGAGCUGGAGAAAGAUGAUGACGAAGUGGAAAAAGAUCCAGAAAAAGGAGACUUUAACGAAACCUUUAGUGAUAGCAACGCUGACACAGUAGGACAAAUUGUUCACUACAUCAUGAAAAAUGAAGCCAACACUGAUGCACUCAAAGCCAUGGUUCAAGACAGCAUCGAAUCAGAAGGCGCCCCAGCGACGCCCACCUCUCCAAACACGCCCAACAGCCCCAUGAGCCCUGCCCUGCCAGGAUUUUCACCCAGCACGGCCAAACACACCUGUAACCACCUGCACACCAUCGGAGGAGUCAGUGGACAUAAGAACAUCUGCAAUCGCUGCAACCAAAAAAAAUGGCCUCUCAUGAGACGCUCGUCCAGCAAGAGGAUAGACAGACGCAGUCACGUGGGAGAGGUCACCGUGUUGUCUGUGGGCAGAUUCCGGGUGACAAAGUGUGACCCCAAAUUGGCCCGUGAUAGGCGGACCCUGCUGAUCACUGAGCCCAAUGGGAGUGUCCCUCCAUCCCCUGCUAAUGCUGACCCCCCUACACUUAGCACAGGUGCACAGUCUCAGGUGAAGGGGGACGAUGCAAAGUGAUAUCCGUACGGUUCUGACAGGUUCUCAGGCAACAUUUUAAAAAGGUUUUAAUCCGGAAGUCACACUUCCAAUAACGAGUUUAGGGCGAGAAAAAUGCCUUAAAGUACGAUAGACACGAGAACGGAGGAAUAAAGCAGGAUGUCGGAAAAUGACGCAAAACCUCCAAACUGCCGUGUGGUGUGUCAGUCGUGGACAGAGAGAAGCCAUUUUACAUAGGUUAACCUGUCACCAUGACAACCCACAUUUCACAGACACACUCGCGUCAUCAAUGACUAAAGCGUGUCAAUGGUUAAUCAAACCAGGCACCGUGGUCAGAUAUCAUUGUCGUGUGCCUCUUCACUUCCGGAAGGAAGAAGUCUCUUCUUUUGUUUCCUCUUUUUAUUUGCAAGCUGUGAUACAGACGUGAAAACAGAGCCGUGAGAUUUCUUACUGUUUACAAUCCAAACAUUGUUUUGUUUGUUUAUUUUAACCCAGCUAUUGACAUUGGAUUACAUGUGCUCUUCUCUGAAUACACCUUUUUUCACCAUUGGUUUUUAUGACUUUAAAUUGUCUAUUAACAUUUGUGCGUAAAUCGAUGUAAUUGCAUGUUUAUCUGCUUGGCACACAUUCAUUGACUGGAGAUGUAUACUGUAAGGUCUUAAUUGGUCACUUAAUGUAUCGCUGUAAUUAUUGCUUUAUUUCACUAUAGUCUGCCAAACACACUGCGAUUCACAAUUGUAAAGCGUUUUUUUAUGGUCAUGAAAAAGCAUCAGUGUAGCUUGCAUGCUUUUUCAGCACUCCAGAUGCUCGCAUAAUAUAUGCCUCAAGUAUAAACUAGAAAAGACAAUUUCCUUCACUAUACUUACUUAACAUAAUUGUAGUUAAAUGUAUGGUACCAUAUAGGCAAAAAUGAAAGACUUAGUAGUUGUGGGGACUGGGAUCUGAGCAUUUUAACCAAAACAAAUUCUCAAUAAAUAUAGAUUUCAGAUUGCCUUUUAUUAUUAGGAUUUUGGUUUGUGCCAUCGGUUUUAUUUUACAGCCAGCAUUUAAACAGAAACCUAUUAAACACCAAUCAAGAUUUCUAUAUCUGCUUCCACAAUGGCAGAAAGUAGUUUGUUUAAAAGCCUUGCUGUUCAAACUGUCUUUGAAGAAAUUCAGACUGAAAUACUGUACAGAAAUAUUAUAUUAUUAUAUGUACAGGUCUUAUUUGAGAUCACAAAGCAUAAAUAAAUGAACAAAUGUAACAGAAAAAAUUGGAAGACUUGCACAGGUAUGUAAUCGAGUUGUUAAAUGUAUAUGCAUAUGAUGAUGAGUGCUUAAAUCUUUUAUAUGGAGAAUUUAUACAUUAAAAGAAUUAAACACAUUUUGACUGAUUGUUUCUAUGACCUUCUAAAAAGACAAUAAACACGCCUCUCCAU